AUGAGUUCAUUUGGUGUUUAUUACUUGAGCAGUUUAAUAUUAUUCUUGGCUUUCUUAGGUUUGUUUGGUUUAAUUGGUGGUUGUUGUGGAUGGAUACAAGAUAAUGCUAAUAAUGGUGAUUCUUGUCCUGCUUGUGCUUGUUAUCCGUAUAGUUGUCUAUUUGUCAAUUGUAAUGAUUGCAAUGGAAGUAAUGAUUGUGGUAAAGCCGGUGGCGUUAUACUGAUAGUCAUGAUACUGAUAUUUGCUGUUAUUGGAAUAUUUGUUGGAUUGAUACUAACUGUUAUAAUUGUAAGAAAAGUAAUACGACGUCAUUCAAAUAAAUUAUGGUUAAGACAAGAAGCUAAAAAAUAUAUUGUCAAAGAUUUUCAAGGAAAAAUACAUGAAUUAGAGGAAACCAUAGUUCAACAGCGCGUUACAGUGUCAUCAAUACACAUUUAG
This is a messenger RNA of Rotaria sp. Silwood1, 438 nucleotides long. The record is from the annotation of a GenBank genome assembly. Lineage: Eukaryota; Metazoa; Rotifera; Eurotatoria; Philodinida; Philodinidae.